Molecule: messenger RNA, 1152 nt
Organism: Lucilia sericata (common green bottle fly)
Lineage: Eukaryota; Metazoa; Arthropoda; Insecta; Diptera; Calliphoridae
Product: odorant receptor 33b-like
Exons: 2
Coding region: 1-1152 (383 amino acids)
Biological process (GO): sensory perception of smell; detection of chemical stimulus involved in sensory perception of smell
Cellular component (GO): plasma membrane
Molecular function (GO): odorant binding; olfactory receptor activity
Source: RefSeq, a predicted model, not a curated record
AUGACGACCACUAUUCGGGAUGCGAAAACCAUAUUUCGCUUUCAUUUUAUAGGCUGGCGCAUAUUGGGCUUUUUGCCAACGGAAAAAUAUCGUCAGCUCUAUAUAGCCUAUGCUGUAAUCUUGAAUAUUAUGGUGACGAUUGCUUAUCCAAUACAUUUGAUAAUUGGUCUAAUCAUGAGUUCGACUUUAUAUGAUGCUAUAAAAAAUUUAGCUGUGGUGGUAACGGUAUUAUUGUGCAGCAUUAAAACCAUUAUUAUGUGGUUGAAAUUUCAGAAUAUAGAAGAUAUGUUGGAUAUAAUUAUGCGACAGAAUAAACGUAUUUCUUCGGAUAAAGAAGAGACUCGCUAUUUUAAUCAAAUGGUUUUAAGAGAUUCGAAUCGUAUAUUUAAAAUGUUUAUCAUGUUAUACACAACUGCUGGAGUGUUUGGUGAAUUGUCGGUCUUGGUAAAUGGUUUAUUGGGGAAUUGGAGUUUAAUGUUUCCCGCUUACUUUGUUUUCGAUCCAUAUGCUAACUCGACUUUAUACUUUGUGGCUCAUGUUUAUCAAUUUAUUGGUGCAUCAAUUAUUAUACUACAAGAUGUAAUUACUGAUUCCUUUGCCACCAUGAAUUUGGCAUUAUUAAGUAGUCAGUUGCAUACCUUAAGUAUGAGAGUCGCUAAAUUGGGUAGAGACCCAAAGAAAACAAAAAUGGUCAAUAAUCGGGAAUUAUUGGAUUGUAUACAGGAUCAUAAGGAUUUAUUGAAAUAUCGCCAAAAACUACAGAAUGUCAUCUCUUUCUAUAUGUUUGUUCAGAUACUUUUCACCAGCAUUAAUAUGUGUGCUACAGUGGUUUUUCUAAUACUUUUUACAACCGAUGUCUUUACCUUGAUCUAUUAUUUUGUUUAUUUUGCCUCAAAGGCAGCGGAAAUUAUGCCAUUGUGUUAUUAUGGCACUAUUAUUGAGAUCGAAUUUAAAAAUUUAACUUAUUCUCUAUUCACUUCUAACUGGUUGGAACAGGAUAAAGUAUUUAAGAAAAAUUUAAGGAUUUUUGCCGAAGUCACUAAGAAACCUUUGUAUAUCACCGCCUGGCUGUUUUAUCUCAAUCUGGAUUCGUUUAUAUUUGCGUGUAAAAACGCUUAUUCGAUUUUUGCUUUAAUAAUGAAUAUGAAGUAA